Xenopus laevis (African clawed frog) is the source of this 2505-nucleotide messenger RNA. RefSeq names its product coagulation factor 7 (serum prothrombin conversion accelerator) S homeolog (gene f7.S). Gene Ontology annotation, cellular component: extracellular region. Lineage: Eukaryota; Metazoa; Chordata; Amphibia; Anura; Pipidae. The record is from RefSeq and is marked provisional. Gene Ontology annotation, molecular function: serine-type endopeptidase activity; hydrolase activity; calcium ion binding. Gene Ontology annotation, biological process: blood coagulation; response to stress; proteolysis.
CAAACAAAGAACUUUGGACACACUGUUCUCCCUUGUCGGAAAGAGAGAUUUCCUACACCAUGGAUCCAGGGAACAAGAAAGCUUUCUGCUUCUGUUUUCUUAUGGUACUUUCACCGUUUCUAGCCUUUGCAGUUUUUUUACAGGACAAAGAGGCGCAUAUUCUGUUGAAAAGCAGAAUAAGGAGAGCCAAUAGCAUUUUUGAGGAAUUUAAAGCAGGAUCACUGGAACGAGAAUGUAUUGAGGAGAUCUGUUCCUAUGAGGAGGCCAGGGAAAUCUUUCAGGAUGACAGACGCACGAAAGAAUAUUGGAAAGUAUACACAGAUGGAGAUCAGUGUCUCUCCAACCCAUGUAUAAAUGGAGGAACCUGCUUUGACCAGCACCAGUCAUAUAUCUGUACCUGUGCCAUGGGCUAUGAGGGGCGACACUGUGAAACAAAUUUGAGGGACAUGCUGAAAUGCAUUUAUGACAAUGGGCAGUGUGAACAUUUUUGCCAUGACAAUUCAUCUACAGGCCGUCAGUGCUCCUGUGCUGAAAGCUACAAACUGGGAGCUGAUGGUCUAUCAUGUGAGCCUGAAGUUGAUUAUCCUUGUGGAAAAGUUCCAGUACUGAAAAACCUAACUAAGCGUGGACGGAUUGUGGGAGGUGAUAUGUGUCCAAAAGGUGAAUGCCCCUGGCAGGCUCUGCUGAUGUAUGACAAAACAUUCAUUUGUGGUGGAACUUUAAUUGCCCCAGACUGGGUAAUCACUGCAGCUCACUGUUUAAAACCACUUCCAGAAAACAAGCUUACAGUUGUACUGGGAGAACAUAGAAUUGGCAGACCAGAAGGAACUGAACAAGAGAGGAAAGUUUCUAAAAUAAUAAUACAUGAGCAGUAUUUUGGGUCUAAAACAAACAACGACAAUGAUAUAGGUCUCCUUAAACUGACUAUACCAGUCAACUAUACAGACUAUGUGGUCCCUUUAUGUUUGCCUGAGAAACAGUUUGCUGUACGAGAGCUUUUAUCUGUUAGAUUCUCUACAGUCAGUGGCUGGGGACGCCUGCUUGAUAAAGGAGCCACCCCGGAAGUGCUGCAGAGGGUACAGCUGCCCCGGGUCAAAACACAGGACUGCAUCAAGCAGACCCAAAUGAAUAUUUCACAAAACAUGUUUUGUGCAGGAUUCACUGACGGCAGCAAGGACUCUUGCAAAGGAGACAGCGGGGGGCCUCAUGCCACGGAGUACAAGAAUACUCAUUUCCUUACCGGUAUUGUCAGCUGGGGCCUAGGAUGUGCUCAAAAAGAGAAAUAUGGUGUGUACACCAGGGUAUCCAGGUACACAGAGUGGAUAAAGGAGCACAUGGAUGAGCACACACUUGCUUAAAUAACUGUGACACAAAACAUUUUCCUAAGAAUUAAAUCCAUUAACUGACAUCAUUUGCACAACUAAAUCUCCUAUGAUCCUGCUUGACGUGAAAUUGCCAGGCAUACUGCCAUUAAUGCAAUCAUUUAUUGCGGUGCCUUUAUAAACAGGGUAGAACUUCUUGAUUUACAUGUGUAAAAUAACUUAACUAAUAACUGUUAAAUAAUCAGGUAUGCUGAGCAAUUUUUGAUAAAAAGUGCAAAUGUGCCAUUAUCUUUGGCCACAAUUAUAAUGGUGUUCAAAAACAUUUGCAGUUGGUUUUCAUCUUUUAUUAUUUGUGGUUUUUGAGUUAUUUAGCUUUUUGUUCAGCAGUUCUCCAGUUUGCAGUUUUGGCAAUUUGAUUGCUAGGGUCCAAAUGACCUGAACCACCAUGCAUUGAUUUUAAUAAAAGACUGGAAUAUGAAUAGGAGAGGCCUAAAUAGAAAGAUGAGCAAUUAAAAGUAACAAUACAUUUGUAGCCUGACAGAGAAUUUGUUUUUUACUUAGGGUCAGUGACUCCCAUUUGAAAACUGGUCAAGUCAAAUAAUUUGAAAACUAUAAAAGAGAAAAAAAGUAGACCAAUUAAAGAGUUGUUUAGAAUUAGCCAUUCUAUAACAAAGCAAACCACUCCUUUAAAAAAAAUGCUCCAUAAAAAAAUAAGAAAACCAUAAUGAAGGAAAAUACAUGGCUAGAAAUAUAUAUAUGAUAUAUUCACUGAAAUACAAAAGAGGAGUCAGUUGCUUUUAAUGCAGACAGAUGCGCAAGAGAACUAAGGGGUGCAAACGAUUGCUCCUUAGUGCUCAGUUAAAAAUUGCAUCUCCCUGUGCCAAGUGCAAACUUGCACAGGGGGGGAAUGGGGAUGUCUACAUGCUUCCCUCACCACCCCUCAUGAGUGUCAAACUCAGCAAAAGUAUAAGGCAAACUGCAGAAAACAUGGCAGAUUGCACCCUACAAUGCAAGUAAAUGAUAACCAAUAGUCUUCAUACCAAUACAAAAUGACUUUGUUAGAAUUAAGUAGAAGAGAAGUAAAGUUUAGGUUGGGUCUAAGUAUACAUAAAAAAAAUCCAUAUAAUCUCUGUGUGCCGUUAUCUAAAAGAAAACUGGUAAUAUUAAACAGUUUUGAGACUUA